GGAGCUCCACGGAGGCGUCGGCGAGAGCUUGCAAAGCCGGUCCGGGCCAGGUGGGGCGAUGGCCGUGCAAGCGGCGGCUCUGCACCCCCACCACCCCUUCGCCCCCUUCGGCUUCCCGGGGGCGGACUUGGCCGAGGUGGGCAGAGGCUACGACGGCGGGGGAGCCCUUUUGCUCUGCGGAGGGCCCGGAGGAGCCGGAUCGGGGCCCGGCGAGGCGGGCGACUCGCGCGAAGCCACCGGCGACCUGCUGCGCUUCAUCGACUCGGCGUCGAGCAACAUCCAGCUGGCCCUGGGCAAGCCGGGCAAGUCCAAGCGCAAAGUGAACCAUCGGAAGUACCUGCAGAAGCAGAUCAAGCGCUGCACCGGCAUGAUCGCCGCCGCCGCCCCGCCGCCGCCGGAAGCGCCGAAUAUGAGCCCGAAUAACAGCAAUACUAAGCGGACUUCUCCGACGGCGGCGGUUUCCACGGUUUCGGCGACGGCUUCUGCUUCUUCGACGUCGCCCCCCAGCGGCGGAGCGGCGCAUUGCAAGCCGCCGCCGGCCAAGCGCGAAGGCGCCACCUUGCAGCGCCGGAGCCUGGCCGCCCUCUUCGACUCGCUGCAGCCGUCGGGUUCCGAGCACGAGCGCCCCCCGGCGGCCGCUGGCGGGGGCAAGGAAGCCGGCCCCUCGGCCGCCAAGAAGAUGCCCCUCCGCAAGCGCAACCUGCCGCCCUCCUUCUUCACCGAGCCGGCCCGCCCGACGGCGCCCGACCCCGGGCUCAAGGAAAGCGCCGGCCCGGAGGAGCUCUUCGACCUCCUGGCCGCCCCCGAGUACGGAGCCCUCCUGGCCGAGCAGCAGCUUUACCCGACGGGCGGCCGCCUGCAGGCGUCGGAUCUGGGCGGGGAGGGGGCGCUGUACGAGCCCCUCUCGCCGCUGUCCCACCUGAUGUACCCCGAGCCCCCCCUGCGACCCCUCCCGGGUCUUUACACGGGCAGGUCGGACCCCGCCGGGCCGGAGGGCAGCCCCGCUCCCCACUUGUCUUCCUUCGCUCCCUUCUUCCCCGACUGUCCCCUGCCUCCACCCCCGACCAUGCCCUAUGACUAUACCCCCGGGUAUGCCCGAGGGGUGCCUUAUUCCAAUCUUUAGGGGAAAGGGACUCUGUUGAGUUUGGGGGAGGGGGUGCUGGUGGAGCCCUCCAGGAAGUGGUGGACUGGGUGGUGUUGGAUCUUAGGAUUCCUGGUGUAGUGGGCACCUAGGAAGCAGUGCGCUGAAGACAGCGGACCCCCCACCCCACCCCACCCCCAAAGCCCUGGCUGUGCUUUUCUUCCUUCUUUGGAUCCCAGGAUUCCACUUGAUGCUUAAGUCGACUUGCGCGUCCGGUUAAGUCGACCGGUUAGGCCGUUAACUGGUCCCAACAGUCGUUUCCCCACAUCCGGCAGAUCUUGAGAACUGGACUUCUGGGGGGGUGUUUGGCCAAGAGAGAAGGAGAGCGAGGAAGACUACGACUCCCAGGAGCCUUUGGGGCCAGCCAUGGCAGUGGGAGGAAUGCCACAAACUGGUGGCAGAUUGUCAUGAUUUCCUGUGGCUCCUUCUCCGCCACGUUCCUGAAUGGCCACAAACAGGUGUUCGGUCGGCUGGUGGCCCCAGUGGCUGUGGGGUUAUCUUUGGGGCAGUUCUGAACAUGGUCAGCGAGGACCCGGAGGGUGAUGCUAAUACUUCUGUUGCAGGGGGAGGUCGAGGGGGGAGGUCAUCACUGUACCCUCCCCUCCAGCACUCAUGAGAUCUGGUCUUCGCAUAAGGAUAUGUGGCAAUUGAUUUGGGGUGGGUUAGGUCGGUCAAACUCACGAUGCAGUCCUACGCAGAGUUAGUCCAGUCUGAGCCCACUGAAAUGGGGACUCUUCAUAAUGGGGACUCUUCAUAAUGACAGCUCGUCUCCAGACUAUACAGAUUGGUUCCCCUGGAGAAAAUGGCUGCUUUAGAGGGUGGGCUUUGGGGGUAUCGUUCCCCACAGAGGUCACUUUCCUGCCCUAGCUCCAUCCCCAAAUCUCCGGGAGUUUCCUAACCUGGAUCUGGUAACCCUAAUCCCCUAUCCCCAAUGGUGGGAUUUGCACCGCUUCGGCAGAACCGGGUUGUUAAAAUGGUGCUCGUAAACAACCAGUUGUUAAACUAUUUGAAUCCCACCACCAGAACCGGUUGUUAAAUUAUUUGAAUCCCAUCACUGCUUAUUCCCUGCCGGGGGCCCUGGGAAAACCCGACACCCCCCCCGCCCCACUGAAACGAAAGGGCUUAGAAUGGAGUCACUUUCCGUAGGAUUAUACUUUGGCAAAGCGCAUCUGGUUUUGUUCCGGACGGAGUGAAAGGAACUCUGGAGUUUCUGUGGAAAGUCAGCAUCUAGAUCAGGGGUAGGGAACCUUUAACAUUCAAAGAGCCAUUUGGACCCGUUUUCCAUGGGAAAAGAAAACACUUGGAGCCGCAAAUAAUUUUUGACAUGUAAAAUAAAGAUAACACU
Messenger RNA from Sphaerodactylus townsendi, 2486 nucleotides. It is a transcript of the gene FAM181B, whose product is annotated as family with sequence similarity 181 member B. NCBI's taxonomy places the organism in Eukaryota, Metazoa, Chordata, Lepidosauria, Squamata, Sphaerodactylidae. The transcript has a single exon. The coding region runs from base 59 to 1123 and encodes 354 amino acids. The record is from RefSeq and is a predicted model, not a curated record.